UGUAAUAUGUUUAACUUAAAUGGAAAAUGUCCUAAAGGGCUCAACCCUUUAGCCAAGAAAUUUAUUCUCCCAGCUAUGGUUGCAACCUCAGUUGCCUAUAUGCAAUAUUCGAGCAUGAUGGAUGCGAAAACCCAGAAGAAAGCCGCCUUAAAGAUGCUGGCAAAAAUACCAAUGGAAGUCAAAGAUCUGCACAGGUUCAAUAACUUUGAAAUUAAUGCUAUCACUCGGAGGAAUACUAUCAAAAAUAAACUUGUUGGUCGAAAAAUGGUCAAAAUAGAGCCUCAACCUAAAAUAGAGAGAAAUGACCUUUCCACUAUCGAAGAAGCAGAGAUUCCUUUAGCAAAGACAGUCUCACAAGGUGGCUAUUCUAAAGAAUACCUAAAACCCGAGGAAGAUUUUGGGAUGAGCUCUAUCUACUCAAAAUCAUCAGUAGAAACAGAGAGCUCAGUAUCCUGACUGUCAGCUUUUAAGAGUAUCCUCAAAUCGUCAGCUCUGAAAGAUGAACACAGGUCAAAAAGAGUGACUUUUGAUUUAUAACCUAGUAUUUAGUAUUUUUUUAAUAAACUUCCCGAACACUCUAUCUCCCCAAGUCCAGUCAUGAGUAUAGCUCCUAAGCUAUAGGUUCUAUAGGGCUUGGUCAGCGAAGCCAGGGGCUUUGGAAUGUAGGAAUUAAGAACCUUUGCUUGUUCACCAGAAAGAAUGAUUCCAGAACUGGCCUAGAACUCACCUAUAUUUUACUCGCCCAUUUCUAUUAGUGAACUGUCGGAUUGGGAGUAAUGGAUAUUAGUAU
This is a messenger RNA of Moneuplotes crassus, 790 nucleotides long. The record is from the annotation of a GenBank genome assembly. Lineage: Eukaryota; Ciliophora; Spirotrichea; Euplotida; Euplotidae.